Molecule: messenger RNA, 2031 nt
Organism: Fusarium musae
Lineage: Eukaryota; Fungi; Ascomycota; Sordariomycetes; Hypocreales; Nectriaceae
Exons: 2
Coding region: 1-2031 (676 amino acids)
Biological process (GO): DNA-templated transcription; regulation of DNA-templated transcription
Molecular function (GO): DNA binding; DNA-binding transcription factor activity, RNA polymerase II-specific; zinc ion binding
Source: RefSeq, a predicted model, not a curated record
AUGGCACCAAGCACACACAGAAAUGCAUGUCUCUCAUGUCGCCAGAAAAAGCUCAAAUGCGAUAGGCAACAGCCAUGCGCGAAUUGUGUUGCUCGGUCCGUCGAGUGCACCGAGCAAGACCUGCCUCCUAGCCGAGCAGUCAAAAGACCGUUACCUCAAGACUCAGACUCUUCAACACUGUCAAGCAUACUCUCAAGGUUAGACCAGAUUGAGACUUACCUCAGUCCCAGCAAGAGAAGAAAGAAUGUCUCUAUAUCGACCCCGAUCGGCGACCAGCUGAAUGCUACUCGCUUCAACGUGCCCGGCGUCUCGCAAAGCCAAGGCCCCGCUUCCAGUGACGUUGUUGAGUCGAUGCCUCCUGAGGAUCAAAUGCAAGCCACCAAGUACUCGGUCAAUGACAGCUUCUUGGUAAGUCUUACAACCAUCACUGAGCAUAAUCAUCUUUAUGUUGACAGCGGCAAGUAUCGCGCGCUCACGCACGAGCUUAGUAUAUCCAUCUCAGCAGAUUACAGAUCUCAGAAAUCAAUCGAACCUCGCCACAUACAACUCCCUCCCAAGUGGGAGACAAUGCGCCUGUUUCAAGUAUACUUUAAAUACUUGGGCCAUGUCCAGAACAUCAUCUACCGGCCUGACGCAGACACUCUCAUAAAUAAUGCAUAUGAGCAGAUCGUCAACAUCUCUGCAACGACUGCACCUCGAGGGCUCGCCUUGAUAUUAUCCGUCAUAGCACUGGCGGCGAUUCUUGAGCCCAUAGAUGGGACCUUGACCACAGCUAUUCCGAUCCUCAAGGAAAGGCUGGGAUUAUUCGCCGCGUACAUUCGAAUGGCGAUGGACUGCCUGGAGCAGCAUCGGCGACGAGCAGACCACGCUCUCGAGAACGUCCAGGCAUUAAUCCUCCUCAGCUUUGGCAUCCAUCAUACCGAGACCUUCUCUCCUCGGUAUCGCGUCUUGAUCGCUGAAGCUAUCGCUGUUUCUCAUAGCCUUGGACUCCAUGUCGUCGACCGAGUAUCUGUAAGACCGGGCCAGUCCAAGGUCGAUGGGGACCCAACACAAGAGAUAAAGAGAAGAGUUUGGUGGUAUCUCGUGGCGACUGAUUGGGCAUCCUCAAAAGCUGAAGGAACGUCUGGAGCUACCUACCUCAUCCAACCAAACCUCAUCAGUACCAACCUUCCAAGACAUAUUGACGAUGACGACCUGAGUAAUCCCAGUCACAAUGAGCGACCUCUUUCAGAGCCAACCACCAUGUCCUAUAAUCUCCAACGCAUUAAAGUCGCGGAGGUAGUUCGCUGCAUUUCCGACCUGAUGCCACAUGAUCCAAGUGAAGCAUCAUGCGAGCUGAUACUUUCGCUCGAUGCAAAGCUUGAGUCGUUACUACACGAACUCCCGGAAUUCUUCAAGACGGACAAGUCAGAGUGCGAAGAGGUCAAACAGAUUGACCAAAAGCAUCCCCAUACCCCAAUGCAGCGACUUUUAAUCAACCUCCUAAUCAAUAUCUUCCGCUGCGGACUGCAUUUUCCGUAUAUUCCUGGACGUCUCAACAAGGCUCUACAUACUUUCUCACGGCAGGCUGGCUUGAAAGCUGCUCGAGCAGUCCUGUCUUCACAGCGAGGCAUGAGCAUGACAGACUUGCUGCACUCUGCGGAUUUCAUGAAAAUCCAGGGCACCAUUUUUCACAUGUUCAUUGGGGCGCUUGUUCUCACUACAGAUAUAUGCUGCAACCAGGACGGGCAGACGCAAUUAUCUGAGCUGAUGCAGGUUUUGAAGAGACUGGACGAUGUCAACGACCAUUCCAAGAUGGCUGCCAAGUUACUGGAUAUCUUGACGCAGUUGCUAGUCUCAUAUGGAGUCUGGUCACCAUCUACGACUAUCUCUACAUACACUGAGGAUAUAACGCCACUUGACUUUCGUUUAUCGGCAUCUGACGACCAAGGGCUAGAUAGUCUCCAUAUGCCCUUUCCUUUUGAUGAGUUGUGGGAGACAUACAUCGGGCAGCCUGGUGGCUUGGAUUUGCUAGAUGUUUUGGAAAUGUAA